AUGUCAUAUAUAUCCAACCUACUUUCCCAGGUAAUGUCAAACUACACCUGUCGUGACGGGCUCAUCAUUCCAGCAUUAGCAGUCACGCCAAGAAAUGCUGUCCUCUACCUCAUGGGAUUGUUUUAUAUGUUUCUUGGAAUCGCCAUAGCUGCUGAUGUAUUUAUGUGUUCGAUAGAAAGGAUUACUAGCACAACGAGGCGAGUACGCAAGAAGCAUGACAAGGGUGUGCUAAUGGCUGGCAAUCUGCCAGAAGAGGAAGAGUACGAAGAGGUGAAAGUGUGGAAUCCUACGGUGGCGAAUCUCACUUUGAUGGCUCUUGGCAGCAGCGCACCGGAGAUACUUCUUUCUAUCAUUGAAAUUGUUGGAAAUGGUUUUCGGUCCGGCGAUCUUGGACCAGGAACUAUCGUCGGUAAGCGAAUUGGUACUUAG
Strongylus vulgaris is the source of this 429-nucleotide messenger RNA. Lineage: Eukaryota; Metazoa; Nematoda; Chromadorea; Rhabditida; Strongylidae. The record is from the annotation of a GenBank genome assembly.